GACGAUACUGAUAUUCAGCCAUUGCCAGAUCUGAUAUAAAUACACUGCGGGAUAACAAUCAUCACUUAGUACAUACGCAGUUGUUUCUCUUAUUAUUAUUCAACUUUGGAUAGUUCCCUAGCAUCUUGCAACUUUAUUCAACUGUAAGAUACAACUCUACAGUUAAAGAAAGAUGAAUGUUCUUCCCUUCCUCUGCCUAUCUAUCGCUCUGGGUCUUGCGUUAGACCACGAGGCCUCACAUGACAUAACACAAGAGCAAAAAAGUGAACACAAUGAAGAAAAACAUACAAAAGCACUUGAAGCAAUAGCAACAUCAAAUGCACAAUUUGCUAUAGAUCUGUUCAAACACUUGGUGUCCAGUCAUGAAGAUCAAGGUCCAGAAAACAUGGUUUUCUCACCAAUAAGCAUUUCUACAGCAUUUGCCAUGUUGUCCUUGGGUGCUAAGUCUGUAACACACAAACAGAUUUUAGAAGGGUUGAGACUGAAUGAAACAAACCUACAAGCAGAAGAGAUACAUGAAGCAUUUGAACAUCUCAUUGAGGCAUUGAACAAACCAAAGAGCAAUCUUCAAGUCAACAUAGGAAAUGCUGCCUUUGUACAAGAGAAGUUAAAUCUCCUGAAGAGUUUUGUUCACGAAGUGGAGCAUCACUACCAUGCUGAAGUCCUUACUGCUGACUUCCCAAAGCCAAAGGUUGCAGAGCAACAGAUUAAUGAGUAUGUGAAGAAUAAAACAGAAGGGAAAAUUGAAGAAGCUGUCCAUGAUCUUGAUCCCCAAGCUAAAUUAUUGCUUCUGAACUACAUACUCUUCAAAGGAGAAUGGGAAAAUAUUUUUAACCCUGAUUUCACACAACAACGUAAGUUCACUGUGGAUGCCAAUACUACAGUUGAUGUCCAAAUGAUGCAUCGGAUGGGAAUUUAUAAUAGUUUCCAUGAUACUGAGCUUCCAUGCAGUGUUCUUCUUCUGCCAUACAAAAACAAUGCUUCCAUGCUUCUCAUUGCACCUGAACUUGGAAAAAUUAAUCAGAUUGAAGAAGCAUUGUCAGUAGAGACCAUAACAAGGUGGACAAACUCAAUGCAGAAAAGGUUCAUAGAGCUUGGCAUACCUAAAUUUUCAGUCAGAUCUUCCAUUAACCUGAAUAUAGUGCUAAAUAAAAUGGGAAUGAUUGUGCCUUUUAGUGAUAACUCUGACUUCUCUGGUAUCACUGAAGAUGCUAAGUUGACGGUGUCCAAAGCCCAACAUGAGGCCAUAUUAGAAGUUGAUGAAAAAGGAACAGAAGCUGCCGCAGUCACAACUAUUGAAAUUGUACCAAUUUCAUUAAUCCCAUCAUUCACAUUUAACAAACCGUUUAUCCUGCUAAUUUGCAGCGAGCAGACUUACAGCAUACUCUUCAUGGGAAAAGUGACCGAUCCAUCAAAGAAAUAAACCGCCAUAACUAUCAGCUUCAACGCCUGACUGAGAUGCCAAUAAACACUUCAUUUUAUGAAUUAAA
Messenger RNA from Bombina bombina (fire-bellied toad), 1490 nucleotides. Its product is annotated as serine protease inhibitor A6. The transcript has 5 exons. The coding region runs from base 173 to 1423 and encodes 416 amino acids. Gene Ontology annotation, biological process: negative regulation of endopeptidase activity. NCBI's taxonomy places the organism in Eukaryota, Metazoa, Chordata, Amphibia, Anura, Bombinatoridae. The record is from RefSeq and is a predicted model, not a curated record. Gene Ontology annotation, molecular function: serine-type endopeptidase inhibitor activity.